CACCAUAAUCACGAAUUCGCCUUUAUUAUUGUUCUAACAACAGUGAUUGUACUUAUUGUAAAUUAAUUGUUCAUUUUUUGGUUUUGAAGAUAGAUCAAUGAUUAAUUUGUGGCUUGAACUCAACGAACGCGGUAUUUGUUCUCUAUCAUUUCGCGAGACUGACUGAUUUGGUGUAGUGUAUUCAACCGGUAAAACCGUUGAAGGUAGGAGGAGAACAUCAAAUGCUGAUAAGAAUUAAUUAAAAUAAAUAUUCUGUAAAUUUAUUAAAAUCAAACGAAAUUGAAAAUCAUAAUCUGUGUUGAUUAAGAUCAAUUCCUGUGACACACGCACUUGAGGUUUAAUACAGCAUUUGCCCAGGGAUUACACACACUUUUAAGUUUUGAAAUUCGAAAUCUCAUAUACAUAACAGUACAACUGGUAUGCAAUACAUAAAAAAUGGUGCUGAACCCAAACUCCGAUUGCGAUGUGCCUUUCUCAAUGAAAUUACCAACAUUCUAUACCAGUGAAGAAGCACAUCUUCUUACUGAAACACCUCUUACGCAAUUAAGUUCUGAGACAUGCAUCAAACUAUCGGAAAUGCUUAAUGGCCGCAAAAUUUUAAGAUAUAAUGGUCAUGAUCGCGAUUGGCGUGGCAUAGCUGAAUUGGCAAAAGUACGUAAUUUCUGUAACAAUAACUCAGAUGAUCCAAUGCAAACUGUGCUGAGCCAAUGGAUACAACGCAAUGCUGAAGAAGCCACAUGUUUCAAUUUACUACUUUGUUUGUCAAGAAUCGAUCGUUGGGAUGUAAGCGAUGAUAUCUACACGUUUCUUGUUAAAGACGCCAACCUCUUUCAGAGUAGAAGGUCAUAUGCCAAUACAACAGGCGUGACUUAUGCAGAAAACACUAACUUUGGCGAAAGUGAGGUGGUUGCGGAAAAUUUUGACACUAAUAAUGAAAAUUAUAGGCCAGAUAGUGAGAAAAUUUAUGAGGAAACAGAUAAUGAGUUGGAUGCCGACGGUGGCUCCAGCUCUUCAUCCAGUCCACCACCGAGCCCACCACCAAGUCCCCCACCAAAUAUUGAAUCUCUUAUUGAGCGCGUUGAGGAAUUAACAAAUUCUCAAAAUAACAGUGAAUCCAAGCCGUCAACAACUGCACCUGCCAUACCCGAACCAAUGCCUGUAGCUUUAUUGCCUAAGACAGUGAAUACCGAAAAACACACAGAGGAAUCAAAUCCUCUAACACGCCAAGAUGCAGCACGCUUACGUAGAGGUUUGCCGUUAACGAAAUACGACGCAUUUGUACUUUACGCCGAGCCUGAUCAAAAAUAUGCAAAUGAAAUGCAACAAAAACUGGAAACAUUUACAGAAUUUAAUUUCCAGCUAAUUUUCAAGAAUCGUGAUUUGCUUGGUGGUACUUUCUUUCACGACGCGGUAACGGAGCUAAUGGAAGAUCGCUGUAAUUAUGUGCUCUUAAUUGUAACGACAAAUUUCAGUCGUGAUUAUGAAAGCUGUUUCUUUUUCCAUAACGCACAAACUUUACAGCUACAGGAAAAUCGUCGAAAAAUCAUACCUUUGCUAUACUGCGCACAACUACCACGACGUUUGCGUGGUCUGCAUACUUUAAAAUACCACAGUGAGCAUUUUUGGGACCUGCUAGUAGACUCGCUGAGCGUUAAAGAAUUACCACCGCUCACAAAAGAAGUAGAAUAUAAAGACGAUAUGCCUGCUCUGUCAAGCUUACCUAAACCGCCAGAUUCAUCUGUUGGUGAGGAUGAAGAGAAAACUAAAAAUAAACCACAAACUUUACAAACCAAAUCGACUUCUUUGGAUAAGCGUGGGCUGAAAACGAAGUUUUUAAAAAAGCCUAUCUGGAGUAAGAAAAAUAAAGUACAACAAUAAAGCAACAAAUAUAAAUUGUGCCUUAAAUGAAGUUGUAUUGGCCUUAGCAAAUUUACUUGCCAAUUUGAAAAAAAAGAUAAGAAAAAAAAAAAUAUUCCUAUGAGAUUAAUUAGUUUGCCCAUGAAACGGCGCUCUUUAAGCCACUUAUGCAAUAUAUAUUUUGCACAAUUAACAUUUAAAAUAUAUGUGUAAAUUAAAUGCCAUGUUUACCAUUCUAUUAGUGUGAAAAAAUAUAUAUUGAAUUCUAUGUUUGUAUGUACUUAAAAUUUGUUUGUAA
Ceratitis capitata (Mediterranean fruit fly) is the source of this 2155-nucleotide messenger RNA. RefSeq lists its product as uncharacterized. The transcript has 5 exons. The record is from RefSeq and is a predicted model, not a curated record. Gene Ontology annotation, cellular component: plasma membrane. Gene Ontology annotation, molecular function: TIR domain binding; Toll-like receptor binding. Lineage: Eukaryota; Metazoa; Arthropoda; Insecta; Diptera; Tephritidae. Gene Ontology annotation, biological process: MyD88-dependent toll-like receptor signaling pathway; positive regulation of canonical NF-kappaB signal transduction; innate immune response. Bases 436 to 1878 code for a protein of 480 amino acids.